Mycena indigotica is the source of this 1317-nucleotide messenger RNA. Its product is annotated as DDE Tnp4 domain-containing protein. Bases 1 to 1317 code for a protein of 438 amino acids. The record is from RefSeq and is a predicted model, not a curated record. NCBI's taxonomy places the organism in Eukaryota, Fungi, Basidiomycota, Agaricomycetes, Agaricales, Mycenaceae. The transcript is spliced from 3 exons.
AUGCCCCAAAAGACUGAGCGGCAGCGCGACACUGAUGAGAUCUUGGAGAUGAUUGGGAUUAUGAAGGUCCUGGAGGCCUUCCAGGAGCUUGAGGAUGAUGAAGACGACACAGAAGAUGCAGCCACUGAGGAUGACGAGAGCAUACCCAUCUCCACCAUGCUCACCAUGGGUCUUGUUGCACUGCAUGCCCAACGCUAUCUCAAUGAGCGCCGUGUCAUUCCGAAGGGCAACAUUCUCUCGGUGCUGCUUGAGGACUGGAAAACGGGCUUCCCCGACUUCUUUCGAUCCUAUCUGUGUGUCACCCCGGCUACGUUUGAUGCCCUACUGCAUGCGAUAGAGGACGACCCUGUAUUCCACAACAACUCAGACACAGCAGAACAACUUGCGGUCAAUUCACAGCUCGCCGUUGCCCUCUAUCGCUUUGGCCAUUAUGGCAAUGGCGUCAGUGUUCGCAAAGUCGGUCUCCAACUUGGACUUGGAUUCGGAACGGUUGUCAAAUCAACUCGCCGUGUUAUCGCAGCCCUAUGCCGUGAUCGAGUUCGCAAGUCCGCGAUCCGCUGGCCUACCAAUGAGGAGAAAGAGAAGGCAAAGGAGUGGGUAGAAGAGCACUCCUGCCCUGCAUGGAGAGAUGGCUGGCUUAUGGUGGAUGGAACACUUGUCCCACUCUUUGCUCGUCCAGGACAUUUUGGGAACAACUGGUUUGACCGCAAAUCAAACUACUCUCUCAAUGUCCAGCUUAUCACCACACCAGAUUUACGAAUUGUCGACUACGGAAUUGGCCUUCCCGGCAGCCAGCAUGAUGCUACAGCCUGGAAGAUGACUCGGAUUCCCAAUGAGUUCGUUAUCCUGCUUCCAAAUGGCGAGUGGAUCUGGGCGGACUCUGCGUACCCACUUCAACUCUGGCUUAUGGCUCCAUACAAAGCGCCUAUGAAAUUUGAAGACUGGAAUGAGGUCUUCAACUACUAUGUGGCGAAUGUCCGUGUUCGCUCAGAGCAUGCGGUUGGCUACCUCAAGGGCCGAUUCUGCUCACUUCGUGGGCUUCGCCUAAGAAUCGACGAUCAAGAGCACAUUGGUUUCGCCACCUACUGGAUUAUUGCAUGCAUGGUUGUGCAUAACUUUGCAAUGGUCCAUGAGCGCAACAUUGAUAUGGAUGCUGAUGCAUUUUUCCUUGAGGGUUUGCAGCAUGUUCAGGCAGAGGCGGCUCAAGAGGCUGCAGCAGAUGCUGAUGCUCGUGAUAUUGAGCUUGCGGCAGCAGAGGAGCGCCCGUUGCGAGAUCAAGGAGAUGCUAUUCGAAUUUUUACGUACAGAGAAUACUAA